This is a messenger RNA of Pantherophis guttatus, 4139 nucleotides long. It is a transcript of the gene WASHC5, whose product is annotated as WASH complex subunit 5. Gene Ontology annotation, biological process: endosome fission; regulation of actin nucleation; endosome organization. Gene Ontology annotation, cellular component: endosome; WASH complex. The record is from RefSeq and is a predicted model, not a curated record. Lineage: Eukaryota; Metazoa; Chordata; Lepidosauria; Squamata; Colubridae.
AUGUGACAUGAGAUGAAGGGAAGGUCUCCCGGCCCUGCCUUGUCUUGAUGGCCGUUUGCAGCCUGGCCUCGGUUUCCGGCUCGGUUUCUUCUCUUUGCUGGCUGUUUUUCGCCUUGCACUCAACUUUGCACCCGUUCUGACGAGCUGCGUGCACCCCGCAGGGUCCUGACCUGACUCGCGGGUCUGCUACAAGGGGAGCCAAAGAGAAAGAAGUCUCCGUCCAUCUCUUCUUCUUCCUCUCUGCAGGAAGAGGGGAGGAGAAAGAAUGUAAUGGAGGAAUUGCAAAGGAUUUUUCUUUAGAUAAUUUUGACGACUAUAUAAACCUGCACUGAAAAAAUACUACCUUCUUCCUCUUCGCCAUGUUGGACUUCUUAGCGGAAAAUAAUCAUUGUGGACAAGCCGUUCUUCGGAUUGUGUCUUGUGGAAAUGCUAUCAUUGCUGAAUUGCUGAGACUCUCCGAGUUUGUCCCGCCUGUAUUCCGCCUCAAAGACAAAGCCGAUCAACAAAAAUAUGGAGAUAUCAUAUUUGAUUUCAGCUACUUCAAAGGGCCUGAAUUGUGUGAAGGGAAGCUAGAAGCCAAACCUGAACUGCAAGAUUUAGAUGAUGAAUUUCGUGAAAACAACAUAGAAAUUUUGACCAGAUUUUAUUUGGCUUUCCAAAGUGUUCAUAAAUAUAUUGUUGAUUUAAACAGAUACCUGGAUGAUCUCAAUGAAGGCAUUUAUAUUCAGCAAACUCUGGAAACAGUGCUGCUGAAUGAGGAUGGAAAACAGCUAUUGUGUGAAGCCCUUUAUUUGUAUGGUGUCAUGCUCCUUGUCAUUGAUCAGAAAAUUGAAGGCGAAGUCCGGGAGAGAAUGCUGGUUUCCUAUUAUCGAUACAGUGCUGCUCGCUCUGCUGACUCCAAUAUGGAUGAUAUAUGUAAGCUGCUUCGGAGCACAGGGUAUUCGAGUCAAAUUGGAGCAAAAAGGCCCGCAAACUAUCCCGAGAGUUACUUCAGCAGGGUGCCCAUCAACAAAAUAUUCAUCAGCAUGGUGAUUGGCCGCUUGAGGUCAGAUGAUAUCUACAACCAGGUUUCUGCAUAUCCACUGCCAGAACAUCGCAGCACAGCUCUGGCAACGCAGGCAGCCAUGUUGUACGUGACGCUUUACUUCGACCCCUCCAUCCUUCACACCCAACAAGCAAAGAUGAGAGAAAUAGUAGAUAAAUAUUUUCCAGACAACUGGGUUAUUAGCAUUUACAUGGGAAUAUCAGUCAAUCUGGGAGAAGCCUGGGAGCCAUACAAGGCUGCCAAAACAGCUCUGAACUACACAUUGGAUCUUUCCAAUGUUAAGGAGCAGGCCAGCCGAGCUGCUGCCGUCACUGAGCGUGUUCACACCCAAGUGCAACAAUUUCUGAAAGAAGGUUGUUUAAGAGAAGAGAUGGUGCUGGACAACAUCCCAAAACUGCUGAACUGCUUAAGGGACUGCAACGUGGCCAUCCGUUGGCUGAUGCUUCAUACUGCAGACUUGGCUUAUGAUCCAAAUAACAAGCGCCUCCGCCAGAUAAAAGACCAAGUUCUCACUGACUCCAGAUUCAAUCCCAAGAUUCUUUUCCAGCUCCUCCUGGAUACAGCCCAGUUUGAAUUCAUUUUGAAAGAGAUGUUCAAACAAAUGUUGUCAGAAAAGCAAACGAAGUGGGAGAGCUAUAAAACAGAAGGAUCCGAAAGAAUGGCCGAACUGGCAGAUGUCUUUUCAGGAGUGAAACCAUUAACCAGAGUGGAGAAAAAUGAAAAUCUGCAAGCUUGGUUUAGAGAAAUCUCCAAGCAGAUCAUGUCUCUGAAUUAUAACGACUCCACUGCAGCAGGCAGGAAAACAGUGCAGUUGAUUCAAGCUUUGGAAGAGGUCCAGGAAUUUCACCAGCUGGAGUCCAACCUUCACGUUUGCCAGUUUCUCGCAGACUCUCGUAAGUUCCUCCAUCAAAUGAUCCGAACCAUCAACAUUAAAGAAGAGGUUUUAAUCACCAUGCAGAUCGUAGGGGACCUUUCCUACGCUUGGCAGCUCAUCGACAGUUUCACCUCUAUCAUGCAGGAAAGUAUAAGAGUCAGCCCAUCUAUGGUAACCAAACUCCGGGCCACCUUUUUGAAGCUGGCUUCAGCUCUUGACAUGCCCCUUCUUCGCAUCAAUCAAGCAAACAGUCCUGAUCUUCUCAGUGUAUCACAGUACUAUUCUGGAGAACUGGUGUCCUAUGUGAGAAAGGUUUUACAGAUCAUUCCGGAAAGCAUGUUCACUUCCCUUCUGAAGAUUAUAAAACUGCAGACUCACGACAUCAUUGAGGUGCCAACUCGCCUGGACAAAGACAAGCUGCGAGAUUAUGCUCAACUUGGACCACGCUACGAGGUUGCUAAGCUUACACACGCCAUCUCCAUUUUCACAGAAGGCAUCCUGAUGAUGAAAACAACAUUGGUUGGCAUCAUCAAGGUUGACCCAAAGCAGUUGCUUGAAGAUGGAAUUAGAAAGGAGCUGGUCAAACGUGUGGCUUUUGCCCUACACCGAGGGCUCACCUUCAAUCCUAGAGCAAAGCCCAGCGAGCUCAUGCCCAGGCUGAGAGAUAUGGCAGCCACAAUGGAUGGGUUCCACCGUUCCUUUGAGUACAUCCAGGACUAUGUCAACAUCUGUGGAUUAAAGAUUUGGCAGGAGGAAGUAUCCCGAAUUAUUAAUUACAACGUGGAGCAGGAAUGCAACAACUUCUUAAGGACAAAGAUUCAAGACUGGCAAAGCAUCUACCAAUCCACCCAUAUUCCAAUACCCAAAUUUGUGCCUACAGAUGAAUCUGUUACUUUUAUCGGUCGCCUCUGCAGAGAAAUUCUGAGAAUCACUGACCCAAAGUCUGCCUGCUAUAUUGACCAACUUAAUACCUGGUAUGAUAUGAAAACUCACCAGGAAGUCUCCAAUAGUCGCUUGUUGGCCGAGAUCCAGAACACUUUGGGUACCUUUGGUCUUAACGGGUUAGACCGUCUUCUCUGCUUCAUGAUUGUCAAAGAGUUGCAGAAUUUCCUCAUCAUGUUUCAGAAAAUAGUGCUGCGCGAUAAAGGGGUCCAUGAAGCACUGAAGUCUCUCAUGAGGAGUGUCAGCCCCCUGAAAGGACUUGUGGCCAAUUGUAAUAGAGUCUACUCUACAGCAAUUACCAAAACACAGAAGAUCUGGGCUGCCUACCUGGACACAAUUAUGAAGGUUGGCCAGAUGCAGAUUUUAAGACGCCAAAUAGGCAACGAACUUAACUAUUCCUGCAGAUUCGACUCCAAGCAUUUAGCAGCUGCCCUGGAGAACCUUAACAAAGCAAUCCUGGCUGAUAUAGAGGCCCACUAUCAAGAUCCUUCUUUGCCUUGUCCCAAAGAAGAUAACACCUUGCUGUAUGAAAUUACUGCUUACCUGGAGGCUGCUGGCAUCCAUAAUCCAUUGAAUAAGAUCUACAUUACAACGAAACGAUUGCCGUAUUUCCCCAUUGUGAAUUUUCUGUUCCUGAUUUCUCAGUUGCCCAAACUUCAGUACAGUAAAAACUCAGGGAUGGUGUGUCGAAAGCCAGCCGAUCCCAUUGACUGGCCGCCUCUGGUGCUGGGACUCCUGACCUUGCUGAAGCAGUUUCACUCACGCUACACUGAACAAUUUCUGGGUCUGAUCGGUCAAUUUGUUCGCUCCACAAUGGAACAGUGCACCAGCCAGAAGGUCCCGGAAAUGCCAGCAGAUGUUGUGGGCGCCCUGCUUUUUUUAGAAGAUUAUGUUCGUUACACAAAAUUACCAAGAAGGGUGGUCGAGGCCCACGUGCCUAAUUUCAUUUUUGAUGAAUUUCGGACAGUUCUAUGAAAUAUCAACUGCUGAUUCUGAAUGGAAACAAGAAACAAACCUCAAAAAAUGACAAGGAAAAAAAGCAUCUACAAAUGUUAUGAGUUUGCUAAUCACUGAAUAUUAAUAUUCUUCAUAAAAAUAACUGGAAUCAUGGCAUCAUAGCCAACUGAUUAUUAAAUUCAAGCAGUGUGUAUUUUGUACUUAAUCUAUGACAUACACAAUUUACAAAAAUCAUUUUUGAACAGCAUGUGAAUAUGGAACAAUAUUUUUUGUAAUGCACCUAAAAAAAAAUAACAAUGAAAUGAAUGGAUUGUAAAUGUU